This is a messenger RNA of Pelodiscus sinensis (Chinese soft-shelled turtle), 1921 nucleotides long. The record is from RefSeq and is a predicted model, not a curated record. NCBI's taxonomy places the organism in Eukaryota, Metazoa, Chordata, Testudines, Trionychidae.
UUCAACCACAGGAAGAACACAGAUGGCCUCUGAUGACAUCACAAUGGACGCAUCAUGUCGAUGGUUACGGGAGCUGGCAUCCCACCUGUUUCCCAGGCGUUUCUGAGGGCACCACCCGGACAUUCACCUACCGAUGUAGGACAGGGUGCUGUGGCUUGGGAAAGAGAGCAGGAACCAUCCUGCCAAUCGGGAGGAAAUUAUAAAGGAGAGAAGGUCUCUUAGAAUCAGCUUGGACUUGUAGCUUCCAGGUUUUGUUUGCAGCCAUCGCAGUGUGGAUGAACUCCACCGUCAGCCAGUCGGAGAGCGAGGUCUCUUCUAUGGCCUGGAUCCCUCACCCGGAAGACCUUCAGCGAUACCUGGCUAAAGGGGAAUACCCUCUCUUUCAGUCUGUCGCAAUGUUCGAGAGUAACUUCAUCCAGAUCACUCGGGGAGGCAGGCACGUGGACGUCCAUAAUCAUCCGACCGAGGCCACCAUUGGCAUCGUCUCCACCGACAACAAACUGCCGCUGCCCAACAUAAUGCUCAUCGCUCGCCCGGUGCCCACGCAGAACGGCCAGGUCUCCUCAGGGGGCCGUGCUGAGCAGCUGGUGCUCACCAGGCUCCUGCCCUUGAAGUUCGUGCGCAUCUCCGUCCAUGACCCCGACAGGCAGCGCAUCAAGCUCCAGCUGGCCAACGGGCGCUCCUACUACCUGCAGCUCUAUGCCUCCCCGGAGGAGCAGGAACCCCUCUUUGAUCGCUGGCUGUCACUCAUCUACCUGCUGCACCACCCCCCCAGCUACUACCUGCGCCCCACCUCCUGCACAUCCAGAGACAGCCUCAGUGUGCGCAUCCUCGCCAGUGAGGAGGAGAUAGAGGCAGGGACAGGAAGCCAGAGCAAGGAGUGGGAGGAUGAAGAGCCAGAAGAGGAAGAAAAGGGGCCGGUGGACCAUGCUGCACGUCCUCUUGGUGAGAGCAGCAGCCCAGCGAGUGUCGCCAAAGAGCCAAGCACCGAGACCAAGCAGGAACUGAACUCAGAGUCCAAAGAGUGUGGCAGCCUCGUACUGGCUGACGUGGUGAGGAACGACGGGGAUCUGAGGGAAAGGGUCGAAUGCAGCUCACUGCACGUCAGCGCAGCAUUAGUCCAGACCAGGGAGAAUACAUCCGUGUGUGACAGGGCAGACACCCCUGCGAAGGGGACAAGCACAUCCUCAAGCACUUCAGUGAAGGGGAGAUGCAGCAGCCUGAAGAUCGUGACGCUCUUUAGUACCAUUUCCAAAAUACUUCUGAGAAAGUCAAGUGAGGAAGAAACCAUCAACGCUGACCAUGGAUGAUGGGGAAUCCAAGACCCAGCAACGCAGAGGAAAGAGAAGCGAGACCCUGGGCCUGGGAAGAGAAGGGACGCAGACAGGCCGUGCCCAGCUGGACUAGCGACAAACUGCUUCCCUAUAAGGAUGAAGGGAAAGAAAUAGAAGAGAGGUGGCUGGAGAAUGGGAAGAAAAGUUCAUCCACCGAAAGAUUUCUCUAUUCUGUCCUUCCCAUGCCUUUUAAUCCUUUCCGAUUAAACCUCCUUCUCACUAUCGGCCAGCCACACUGGGCUGGGAAAGCCAGAGCGCAGGCUAGAGAGAAGACGGCCCUGGAAUAUUGACAGUUUACAUUGACAAGAGAGCAAGACUCUAGCCUCUGUCGAGAGAUCUGUUGCCUGGUCUUUCACGCUUUUCUAGCAUGUGACAUGCUUCCGGGGGUCAGCUUUCAGCAAGUUGGUCACAAUGGGGAACAAAUACAGAGUUCUGGUUCCACCACAAGAAUCGAUUGCUACCUGCAUAUGCUGGAGGCGAAUGCAUCUGAUACAUCCACAUAGAACCUGAUACUGGGCAGGGACUGGACUGAGGCUGGGUUGGUGCCUUGCCAGAGCUGUGGCAGAGGGGGAACCAGAGUUGGACUC